AUGCCCACCCACCCCCUCCCCGCAACCUUCAUGCGCGGCGGCACCUCCAACGGCCUCCUCAUCCACCGGCACGACCUCCCCCCAAACCCCUCCGACUGGCAAAUGAUCCUCUCCUCCGCCAUGGGCUCGCCAGACCCCUACAGCCGGCAACUCAACGGCAUGGGCUCGGGAAUCUCCUCGACGAGCAAAGUCUGCGUGGUGGAGAAAUCCGCGCGCGCGGACGCGGAUUUAGAUUAUACGUUCGUGCAGGUGGGGAUUCGGGAUGGGAGUUUGGACCUCGCGGGGAAUUGUGGGAAUAUGUCGAGUGCGAUUGGGCCGUGGGCUUUUAAUGAGGGGUUGUUGGAAUUUGGGGGGGAGGGGAGGAGGGAGGUGAGUGUGAGGGUUUUUAAUACGAAUACUAACAAGGUGAUUCUGGCGACGUUUGAGGUCGAUGGGGAGAAGGGGGUGUUUGAGGCGGAGGGGGAGUAUGGGAUCGAUGGGGUUCCUGGGACGGGGUCGAGGAUUACGUUGGAGUUUUUGGAUCCUGCUGGGGCGAAGACGGGGAAGGGGGCGUUGCCGACGGGGAGGGCGGUGGAUGUCGUGAAGUUGAAUGAUGGGAGUUCGAUCGAGGUGACGCUCUCGGAUGUGGCGAAUCCGGGGGUUUUCGUGCGCGCCGAGGAUGUCGGGGUCGCGGGAGAUGUCAAUCCUGCUGCUUUGGAGGAGAAGGCGGGGCUUAUGGCGAGGUUGGAGGAGAUUCGGCAGAAGGGGGCGGAGUUGAUGGGGUUGGAUCCUAAGACGCAGACGAUUCCGAAGAUUGCGAUGAUUAGUCGGCCGACGGAGAAGGAUGAUGAGGGUGUGAAUGUCAUUGUGAGGGCGCUGAGUAUGCAGCAGCCGCAUAAAGCUGUUCCGCUGACGCUGGCGUUGAAUUUGGGGACGGCAAGUAGGACUGAGGGGACGUUACCGGCGCAAGUGGCGAGGGGUGUAGAGAAAGGCGGGAAGAGUGUGACGGUAGCGCAUCCGAGUGGGAAGUUGGAGGUUGGCGGUGUGUUUGGGGAGGACGGAGCUAUCAAAAGUGCGUUGUUGCAUAGGACGGCGCGGAUCUUGAUGAAGGGUGACGUGUAUUAUAGUGUGAAGGAAUGA
Molecule: messenger RNA, 1119 nt
Organism: Zasmidium cellare ATCC 36951
Lineage: Eukaryota; Fungi; Ascomycota; Dothideomycetes; Mycosphaerellales; Mycosphaerellaceae
Exons: 1
Coding region: 1-1119 (372 amino acids)
Source: RefSeq, a predicted model, not a curated record